CGUCGAGGCGCAACGGUCUUCUGCGAAAACAGGCCAAAUCUACGAUUACGCAGAGACCUUGUGUGAUUCACCACACGCACGCGGACUGCGAUUUUCGGCGCGUCACACCUCGACAAAUGCACCUUCUCGCUCUAACUGCACCUGCUCUCUUCUCGUGACUUUGAAGAGCGAUCCAUCUGCUUCAACGUUUCUUUGCAACAAAACUUGUUAUAUCCGCUGCAAGCCCAAGCUGUAGGUACUGUCUGCAGUGCUGAGACCACGUGGUGCAUAGACGUAAGCUUUCUGCCUGGAGUCGAAAUUCCAUCACCUACAGCUCAACCGACCACAUCAGUGUAAGAAGCUCGGUCAACUAUGUCGUCUCCACGAAGAAUUGUCGUGCAGCUCCGCCCAGGUACAGACGGGGAUGCUACGCAUACGCCAAAAGCUGGCGUAUAUGAACAGCUGGAUCCACCGACCCUUUACCUCGAAAAGAUCGGGGACCAAUGGAUGCAAGCCCGUGGCGAAGCUCAGCCUGGAGUCAAAUAUACGUUGGAGAGUCUACCUGCGGGAUAUACGUUAUGGCAGCGUCCACGAUCUAAAGAUCCCAAGCAUCUCGACAAGUAUCUCUACGGGCAUCCUGGCAAAAAGGCUUUUGACUCACCGAACCGCUUCUUUCCCCAUUUCCAGCACCUCAUGGACAAUGGAGAUAGCAUGGGAUGCCCCUGCACGCUCUGCAGUGGCAGCUCCGGCGUGCUACCCAGCACGAAAGCGCGCAGCUCCAGCGUCGCUACAUCGAACGCCUCUUCGCGGCCUUCUUCGUCGCAGAGCUCAGCUCGGGCCUUCCCAGCCCCAGCACAAGCGCAUCUACAGCACCCAACUCAGCCAGAGCCAACCUUCCCAGCAUUCCGCCCUGUAGCUCAGCCCCCAACUACAUUCAUGCCGGCUCCAUCCAUGCAGUACAAGGGACGUCCAAAGCUAGUCAGUACUGGAAUGGAUACUACGCGCGUCGAUGAAGAGGGAAGUCCCGACGUGUAUCGAAACCUGAUCAACAAGCUUCGUCGACAUGAGAGAGUAGACGAAGCAAUCGAAGAGCCAUUCAGCAUGGACUGGAGGACCGAGCAAGAGCUGCUACCCGAGUUGCGGCGGAAGGUCAAUGAAAAUCCGCAAUGGGUACCGCGCGCCGGGGAUAUCGUGCUCUACGUUCGAGAUCUUCCGGACGACGUCCACAUUCUGCGGUAUCCUGUUAUAGGAGACUACAGGAUGUACGAUGAGAAGGAGAAGCAGUGGCUUGAUCAGCCAGUCUGGGAGGCGGGUCUGGUCAGCCAAACGCCAGCAGAAGAGGUCACGAUCAAUGAUGUGUGCGAAAACGGCCAGAAAGAACGUAAUGUCACUUACUCUGGUGUACGUGUAGAGCCCCUACCAGACGUCAACAGUACAGACAAGUCGCUUUCGAAGCGUCACAAGUACAUUCCCGUACGACACACACGCCCUUUCAUACUCUGGAAGCAUUUCCUACACCACCAUAAGAAGUUGCAUCCUACCAUCCUGAACGCGCAGACUAUCACAGCAACGAUGUCACUCACUGGCAAGUACCGCUUCACAGGCGUGUGGCCCGAAGCCUCCAUUUACUGUCGGGCCAUGUACCUCGGAUACGAGAUGCUUGCCGUGGGUGACGCCGUGCGCCUGCUCCCAAACGCUAGUCGCGGUCAGACCACGUCCACUGAUAUCUUGAUCAUCAAAUCGAUUCGUCUGAAAUGGUCAAACCUCGAUAGCGCAUCUGAAAACGAUUGGGAUGAGGGACGUCCUUACAACUCCGCAGUCUGGAUAUACGGCGCAGCGUACACGAGCGAUCCUUCUCGUCAGAACAAAGAGUGGUUCUCAGACUCUCAAUCAUCCCAAGCCGCGGAUGACUAUGGGGACUGGUACCCACUUCAUCCGCCUUCGAAGGAACUCGCGAUUCCUUACUCCCGCGUCAUCGGCCGGCUGUAUGAGCGAAAUGCAAUGGCCCUUUGGCUGAACAUCAAGUCCGGCGACUGCGACUUCCUCGACGCCGGACGGGAAGCCUUGGUCGAGUCUCGCGAUUUUGCUCGACAACACGACAUUCGUAUAUCGAGUCGUCCAGAUGCGAAGUGGCAUUGGGCUGACAGCCGUGCUCAAGCACUUGAUCUGCACACCGUCAACGGCCUCGAUGUCUCCUCGCACGACCAACUGCGCGAUCCCACGGAGUGGCGCAAGAAGAUCAAAAUCAUGGAAGGCUUGACCACCACCAAAGUCGUCCCUAUCGCGAAGCCCACCAGCGCACCUGGACUCACUAGCCGCAGCAUGCGAGGAUUCAUGGCACCCACGCUAUCCGACCUGCCCGUCCGCUCGCAGCUGUCACGCAUCAGCAACACAACGAGCGCAAGCAGCAGAGCCACGGGCUCUUCGACCGGUGGGAGCGCUGCAAUCAGACGCUCGCGGAAGCGCACGUCGCGGAUCGUGGUCCUCAGCAGCGAUGAAGAGAACGAGGAAGAUGACGCGAUCAACGAAGAGAUCCGCCAGGGCACUCGCAUCAUCGACGACGCUCCUGGCGUGCAGCCAAAGAAGGCUCGCGUCCAGGUCGCCAUCGGGCUGAAACAACAGCGCUGAGCAAACCCUGUAACGGAAUCGAUGAAGACGAAUAGAUUUGUAUGAUAGCGAGGCGCAAAAGUGACUUCAUGUGGGACUGGAGCACGGGGAGUAUCUUACGGCGAUAUCUUAUGGAAAGCGCGUUGUACGAAAGGCCGCACGAGGCAGACUUGUCGCGACUAUGCUGGUAUCAUGGCAAGCUGUGCGAGACAGCUGCACCACAAGUACGGCACGCGCUUGCUAGCAAGCUCACGGGGACCGACCAGAUAGAUAUCAUGUCUACCAAGUCGCCCCCUCCAACCUCUGCGAGAAGCACAGGUCGUAACGGGACUGUACGGCGAGGAACGGAAUGCUGCAGUAAGCGACAUGUGACUGCAGUGCGAAGGAUGGACAGAACAGACUUCACUCGGAUCAAAUGAAACAUCGUAAUUCAGAC
Didymella exigua CBS 183.55 is the source of this 3022-nucleotide messenger RNA. RefSeq lists its product as uncharacterized. Gene Ontology annotation, cellular component: SHREC complex; rDNA heterochromatin. The transcript has a single exon. The record is from RefSeq and is a predicted model, not a curated record. Lineage: Eukaryota; Fungi; Ascomycota; Dothideomycetes; Pleosporales; Didymellaceae. The coding region runs from base 352 to 2607 and encodes 751 amino acids. Gene Ontology annotation, biological process: silent mating-type cassette heterochromatin formation.